Messenger RNA from Naegleria lovaniensis, 885 nucleotides. RefSeq lists its product as uncharacterized. NCBI's taxonomy places the organism in Eukaryota, Heterolobosea, Eutetramitea, Acrasida, Naegleriidae. The record is from RefSeq and is a predicted model, not a curated record. The coding region runs from base 1 to 885 and encodes 294 amino acids. The transcript is spliced from 3 exons.
AUGGGAGGAAUUGUUUCUAAAGAAUCAUCCAUGAUGGUUGAGCUCGGAAAGGAGCCUUGCAAAGAAUUAUUGGAUGCUCAAAAUGGAAUUUCAUUGUUUAGCGAUAAUUUGUUUUCAAAAGUCCCUUUGGUUAUUAAACGACUGGAAAAAGGACAAAUGGAAGUAGAACAAUUUAUGACCAUCAUACAACAAUCUGUACAAUACUACAAAGUAUAUUUUGAUGAAGUUUCGCAACAGGCCGAAAACAUCAAUACAUUUUUGGGAAAAGGUCUUGCUUCAAGAGAAACUGGAGUGGUACAUAGUUUAAGCCAGGGACUAAAUGAGAAUGGUUUGAACGGCCAGGAAUUUUGCAAAGACUUGGAUAACAUUUUACAAGAUGUUCAGAAGCUAUUAAAAUUUAUGAAAUCAAUUAUUACAAGUGCUCAAUCGGAGUACAACAAGUUGGAGGACGAAGAUGGUGGGUAUAAGAAAGAAGUUGAAAAGUUAAAGAAACGAUGUGAGGAGAUGUCAAAAAAGCUGAAGGAGCUAAAGGAAGCACCGCUAACCUCACUAGCAGAAAAAACGAAAACAGACUUUGAAAUUCGAACUCUUGUCACCUAUUUAGAAGAAGAUACUCAAGCAAUUAAGGACAAUGAAGAAAAGAUGAGAAAAAACAUUUCCAAGUAUUUGUAUAUAUUAACACAUUUGGAGCACAUGGAGCGUACGCGAUUUUGUGAAAUGAAAGCCAUUGCUCUCAAGUAUUUCAAUGCUAAAAAGACAAUGUCAACAAGGAUCAUCCAGCACUCCGUCCAAACAAACAAAAGAGUAGAAGGUUUAGACGCAGAGAAAGAGUUUAAUAACUUCAUAAUAUCUUGCUCUUCUAAAAAUUCUACAAAACUCGCGUAA